AUGUGUUUACACUGGAUGUCCUGCCCGUAUCUGUGCCCCAGUGCAUGGAUCUCUGCAGCAGUGGCUCUUCAGCAGGCAAAGCUCGGAAGCAUAAUCUUCGGCAAUGAGAAGUAUUUCUACCUCCUCACUCAUGGAGCUGGAGACGCCAAAGACCAAGACCAGCGAACCAGUCUGGUUUUCUGA
This is a messenger RNA of Penicillium hordei, 183 nucleotides long. RefSeq lists its product as uncharacterized. The transcript has a single exon. NCBI's taxonomy places the organism in Eukaryota, Fungi, Ascomycota, Eurotiomycetes, Eurotiales, Aspergillaceae. The coding region runs from base 1 to 183 and encodes 60 amino acids. The record is from RefSeq and is a predicted model, not a curated record.